UUGUCAAAUUAUUUGCAGAUAAAAGAAUUAAUUGCAGAGGGUGUCAAAGUUUUUGAUUGGGCGAACUGGAUUUCCGUGGGAAUCGGGGUCUGGCCCCUUACCCCAAACAACUAUCUUUUUAACUUAGUUUUUGUUUAUUUUACAGUGGUGAUGAUUCUAGAGUACACGGACCUUUUUGUGCAUAUUGAUGAUUUCGCAUCUGUCGUGGAUAACCUGUCAGAGAAUCUGGCGCUUACCAUUGUUUAUUCGUACACCUUCUCGCUGAGGUUUUAUGAAAAAAAGCUAGCUCAAGUUUUUAGAGAAACACUGAUGGAUUAUGACAGUGAUAAAGCGUUGAAAAAUAUGAAAGAAGUUAAACUGUUCAUGGUGUACACAAACAACGCAAAAUUUUUUGCUAAAUACAUUAUUAUAUUGAUAGCGCUUACUGAUUUUGUUUGGUUGUUCCAACCGCUGAUUUUUAUGUCUACAUUUGAUGCUGGGAUUGACAUUGAUAAUAAAACAAGAUCUUUUAUAUUACCAUAUCAUUUUCACAUUUGCUACAAAUUGGAUGAUUUUAAAACCUACGCAUUAACAUAUCUUUGGCAGAGCCCAUUUGCAGCCAUUAAUUGUUUUGGUAUAAGUAGUUUUAAUGUUUUUUUAUUAAUUCUUGUUUUCCAUGUAAGUGGAAGAAUGGCUGUUUUAACUGGAAGAAUUGAUGAAUUAAAAUUUGAAAAAGUUAACUUCCAACGUAAGCUUAAUGAAAUCAUUAUAGAGCACAUUAGAAUUUUAAACUUGGGAAGUAAAAUUUCAGAUAUAUUUGCUGCGCCAUUAUUGAUAUUUUUUGUAUUAACUAACUUGCUACUCUGUAUUAGUGUAUAUCAAAUAUUGCUUAAUAUUAUGACAGGACUUAAUACGAAUAUUCUUCAGUAUAUUGUAUUAUUAAUAACAGUUUAUCUUAUGUUGUAUGUUAUUUGUAUGAAUGGUGAGCGUCUUUCUGACGAGGGAAAUAAAAUCAGUCAGUCAUUUUACAAUUGUACUGAAUAUAACUUCCAUGAUAUUAAAAGCAAAAAAAAAAUAAUAUUUUCUCUACUGAGAUCACAAAAACCACUCACACUUAAAGCUGGAAAAUUUUCCGACUUUAAUUAUGAAACGUUAUCUAAUAUCACUAAAUCAGCGGCUGGAUACUUGUCAAUACUUAGAAAAUUAUUAAUA
Molecule: messenger RNA, 1191 nt
Organism: Cotesia congregata
Lineage: Eukaryota; Metazoa; Arthropoda; Insecta; Hymenoptera; Braconidae
Source: the annotation of a GenBank genome assembly